Molecule: messenger RNA, 864 nt
Organism: Fulvia fulva
Lineage: Eukaryota; Fungi; Ascomycota; Dothideomycetes; Mycosphaerellales; Mycosphaerellaceae
Exons: 1
Coding region: 1-864 (287 amino acids)
Source: RefSeq, a predicted model, not a curated record
AUGAAGUCGGUGGCCCACGGCGAGAAGAACAUUCGAAAUGUGGAACCAGAUACACGGCCAAUUCACUUUUGGCCCUACGAGAAGCUUGACGAUCGGACACAUGAAGCUACCGCCAUGAACCGCGCGACUGUCACCCCGUCGCAGUCGACUGGCCCUGCCGAGGAGACCCAGGAGGAAUGGUUCAGACGCGUGCAUGCUGAAGGUGUCCGGAAGUAUGGUGUGGACCUCACUAUGGCCAAGGAGACUGCAGAUGCAACACCGCAUCAGACUACCGAGCUCUCAAGCAGCGAGCAAGUCACGGUCCCUUCCCAAACAUCUCCCAGCGUGGCCGCACAACAUCGUGAUGGCUUCUCUUCCAGCGCACAAGAGCCUCCUGCUAUCCCAGGGUCGCUUGCAGACGUACUCGAGCCAGGAGACAUACAAUCUAGCGCUGGUGCGGCUGUCGAUUCUAGUCCCGUCGAGGGAGACGUGUCUCAGCAUUUGACAAGCACUGACGCCGAGAUUACUGCGGAAGAGUACUCAACAGUGGACCGAAACAAUCGUAGCAAGCAUUUCCAGAGCGCCGAAAAGACCAGACUGUCAGAUCCGAUUCGAAACAGAUUUGCCGCGCUCACGAAGCGCAAACUUGGAGGAGACAAGAAAGGACAGCGAGCCAACGAAGAGUCAGAAGCCACUGAGCCACAAGCGAAGAAAGCCAAGCUCAACAAGAAUAAGGGCGCCCCAUCUACCGCCUCGGAAAAGGCAAUGACUCAACAGCGGGAAGGCAAACACACGACCAUCACAGAUCCGUUCAGGCAACUCACCAGCGGUCCAAAUCACAAUGCGGGCAACGAGUUUACUAGCCCCGGACGGGUCAGCAGGUGA